GUUUGGUCAUUGAGGACUCUUACCAAGCACAUACAUGGCAAUACCCAACUGCGAAUGCAACCUGAUUGAAAUCGCAUUUGUAACAGAAGGAUGGUAAUCGGUCGUCUUUGAACGGGAUCCACCGAGAUUCUCCAUUGAUUGUCGCCAAAUUCUUCAGAUUUGAGUGCUUGAAAAUUGUAUUAAUGAGAAGUUAGAUUGUGAAGAAGGAAAAGGUGGGUGGUUGUGAGUUGUGGUGGUAGACAAACAACUGAACAAUUAUGGACUUGGAGGAAGAGUACGAUCCAUCGGAAAGCGUCGACGAAGAGGAAGAGAUCACCCAAGAAGAUGCGUGGACCGUUAUCAGUGCAUACUUCGAAGAAAAGGGUUUGGUUCGUCAGCAGCUCGACUCGUUCGACGAGUUCAUACAGAACACUAUGCAAGAAAUCGUAGAUGAGUCUGCCGAUAUUGAGAUUCGUCCCGAGUCGCAGCACAACCCAGGCCACCAAUCCGAUUUCGUCGAGACCAUCUAUAAGAUUAGCUUUGGUCAGAUAUAUCUUAGUAAGCCAAUGAUGACAGAGUCAGAUGGAGAAACUGCGACUUUGUUUCCGAAGGCUGCGAGAUUGAGGAAUCUAACAUACUCAGCUCCCUUGUAUGUGGAUGUCACUAAGAGAGUGAUAAAGAAAGGGCAUGAUGGUGAAGAAGUAACUGAAACUCAGGAUUUUACUAAAGUCUUCAUUGGGAAGGUUCCUAUAAUGCUCCGGUCGAGUUACUGCACAUUAUAUCAGAAUUCAGAGAAGGAUUUGACGGAGCUGGGAGAGUGUCCAUAUGAUCAAGGUGGGUAUUUCAUUAUCAAUGGGAGUGAAAAGGUUCUAAUUGCUCAGGAGAAGAUGAGCACCAAUCAUGUCUACGUGUUUAAGAAGAGGCAGCCAAACAAGUAUGCGUAUGUGGCGGAAGUCCGAUCAAUGGCGGACUCCCAGAACAGGCCACCCAGUAGCAUGUUUGUGCGGAUGCUUUCGCGGACCAGUGCCAAAGGGGGCUCCUCAGGCCAGUAUAUUCGUGCUACCCUUCCGUACAUUCGGACUGAGAUUCCUAUUAUUAUUGUGUUUCGGGCAUUAGGAUUUGUUGCUGACAAAGAUAUAUUAGAACAUAUUUGCUAUGAUUUCGCUGACACUCAGAUGAUGGAGUUGCUAAGACCCUCCUUGGAAGAAGCAUUUGUAAUACAAAAUCAACAGGUCGCACUGGACUACAUCGGGAAACGAGGGGCCACUGUUGGUGUCACAAAAGAAAAGAGGAUUAAGUAUGCCAAAGAGAUCCUCCAAAAGGAAAUGCUUCCUCAUGUUGGUGUAGGAGAAUAUUGUGAGACAAAGAAAGCUUAUUAUUUUGGAUAUAUUAUUCACCGGCUUCUGCUAUGUGCAAUUGGACGAAGGGCGGAGGAUGAUAGGGAUCACUAUGGCAAUAAGAGACUUGAUCUUGCUGGUCCUUUGCUUGGUGGCCUCUUUCGAAUGCUAUUCAGAAAGUUAACAAGGGAUGUGAGAGCUUAUGUUCAGAAGAGUGUUGACAAUGGGAAGGAUGUUAAUCUGCAAUUUGCAAUUAAGGCGAAAACAAUUACUAGUGGCCUUAAAUAUUCCCUUGCUACUGGGAACUGGGGACAGGCAAAUGCAGCCGGUACAAGAGCUGGAGUUUCCCAGGUGUUAAAUCGCCUAACGUAUGCCUCCACUUUGUCGCACUUGCGAAGAUUGAAUUCUCCUAUAGGGCGAGAAGGGAAACUAGCAAAACCACGGCAGUUGCACAAUUCCCAAUGGGGAAUGAUGUGCCCUGCAGAAACUCCUGAAGGACAAGCUUGUGGACUGGUAAAGAAUCUUGCACUGAUGGUGUAUAUAACAGUUGGAUCAGCAGCAUAUCCCAUUUUGGAAUUUUUGGAAGAAUGGGGUACUGAGAAUUUUGAGGAAAUCUCUCCUGCGGUGAUUCUACGGGCUACGAAAAUAUUUGUUAAUGGUUGUUGGGUUGGCAUUCAUCGUGGUCCUGACAUGUUGGUGGAAACCCUGAGACGGCUGAGGAGACGGGUUGAUGUCAAUACUGAAGUUGGGGUGGUUAGGGAUAUCCGUUUGAAAGAAUUACGGAUUUAUACUGAUUAUGGACGUUGCAGUCGACCACUAUUUAUUGUGGAGAAACAAAGACUUCUUAUAAAAAAGAAGGAUAUCCAAGUGUUACAACAAAGGGAAACCCCAGAAGAGGGUGGCUGGCAUGAUCUUGUAGCAAAGGGAUGUAUAGAGUACAUUGACACAGAGGAAGAAGAGACUACUAUGAUUUCCAUGACAAUUAAUGAUCUUGUAAGUGCGAGGCUUAAUCCAGAGGAGGCGUAUUCUGAAACUUAUACCCAUUGUGAAAUCCAUCCAUCAUUGAUAUUGGGUGUUUGUGCUUCAAUUAUACCAUUUCCUGACCACAACCAAUCUCCACGUAAUACAUAUCAGUCAGCUAUGGGUAAGCAAGCCAUGGGAAUUUAUGUCACCAACUACCAAUUACGUAUGGAUACGUUGGCCUACGUUCUCUACUAUCCUCAGAAGCCUCUUGUUACCACUCGAGCCAUGGAGCACUUGCACUUUAGGCAGCUACCUGCUGGCAUUAAUGCCAUUGUUGCCAUAGCCUGCUAUUCUGGAUAUAACCAAGAAGAUUCUGUUAUUAUGAACCAGUCAUCAGUAGAUCGUGGAUUCUUUCGGUCACUAUUUUUCCGAUCAUAUAGGGAUGAAGAGAAGAAGAUGGGGACACUAGUUAAAGAGGAUUUUGGACGUCCUGAUAGAGCUAAUACCAUGGGCAUGCGACAUGGUUCCUAUGAUAAAUUGGAUGACGAUGGUCUUGCCCCUCCUGGAACCAGAGUUUCAGGUGAGGAUGUAAUCAUCGGGAAGACUACUCCUAUUGCUCAGGAUGAUGCUCAGGGACAAGCUUCACGUUACACAAAGCGUGAUCAUAGCACAAGCUUACGCCACAGUGAAACUGGGACAGUGGAUCAGGUGUUACUAACAACAAAUGCCGAUGGGUUGAGAUUUGUGAAAGUAAGGGUGAGAUCUGUUCGGAUACCUCAGAUCGGCGAUAAGUUUAGCAGUAGGCAUGGUCAAAAGGGAACAGUUGGCAUGACUUACACGCAAGAAGACAUGCCAUGGACUGUCGAAGGCAUCACCCCUGACAUUAUUGUGAAUCCGCAUGCUAUCCCAUCUCGAAUGACAAUUGGGCAGCUUAUUGAGUGCAUCAUGGGUAAAGUUGCAGCUCACGUGGGGAAGGAAGGAGAUGCUACUCCCUUCACGGAUGUUACAGUGGACAACAUCAGCAAAGCUCUCCACAAAUGUGGGUAUCAAAUGCGUGGGUUUGAGACGAUGUAUAAUGGUCACACAGGGCGGAAGCUUACAGCUAUGAUAUUCCUGGGCCCCACUUACUACCAAAGAUUGAAGCACAUGGUUGAUGACAAAAUCCAUUCUCGUGGGAGAGGCCCUGUGCAGAUCCUCACAAGGCAGCCUGCUGAGGGACGGUCACGUGAUGGUGGUCUCAGAUUUGGAGAGAUGGAGCGGGAUUGCAUGAUUGCACAUGGUGCUGCUCAUUUUCUUAAAGAAAGGUUGUUUGACCAAAGUGAUGCAUAUAGGGUUCACGUCUGUGAGAAAUGUGGGCUAAUAGCUAUUGCAAACCUCAAGAAGAAUUCUUUUGAAUGCAGAGGUUGCAAGAAUAAAACUGACAUUGUUCAGGUGCAUAUUCCUUAUGCCUGUAAGCUGCUGUUCCAAGAGCUAAUGUCCAUGGCCAUUGCACCAAGAAUGCUCACAAAGGAAAUCAAAGAAGCCAAGGAGAAGAAGAAGAAAGGAGCCUAAUAUACUUGGCCUUCUCUUAAGCUAAAACCUUUAAUGGCCAAAUAAAAGGAGCUCAUGAUGCUUCGGGGUCAUGAAUUCACUAGUUCUGCGUUCUUUUUUCCCGGAAGCUCAUUGGUAGAUCAGGUAUUCUUGCAGGGUUUUGUAGCUCUUUUUGCAGAGUAUGUGGUCAGCCAUAUUACCAUGGAGUUAAGGUAACGGAAACUUUGACAAGCAAGAAGUCUUCACUGCGUUACCGUGCUGGUUGAGAGCAGCCUUGUGGAAUUUUCUUUGCCACUAUAGUUGUUGUGUGGCUACAAGCAUCAAUGAACAACGCACAAUAGUAUAACCUCCCCAUCCUUAAAGAAGAGGGGAGGGGUUUGAGCUCGGUGUGGGCAGAAGUGUGUGUUUGCUUUACCACUAUAUAUAUAUAUAUAUAUCUCCUUCCUUCUCUCCUCUGGUGGUUGUAAUGAGCGACUGAGAGCAGUGGCCGGUGGGCUGUGUAUUUUAGUUGUAAUAGCAUAUGGUUUAUUAUUCUGAAGAAAAUAAAUUGGUUUCUUUUUAUCAAGGGAAACAAAUAUAUGUUUUUUGAGUUUUGAA
Messenger RNA from Cornus florida, 4406 nucleotides. RefSeq names its product DNA-directed RNA polymerase II subunit RPB2-like. The transcript has 25 exons. Gene Ontology annotation, cellular component: RNA polymerase II, core complex. Gene Ontology annotation, molecular function: DNA-directed RNA polymerase activity; DNA binding; ribonucleoside binding. Gene Ontology annotation, biological process: DNA-templated transcription. The record is from RefSeq and is a predicted model, not a curated record. Lineage: Eukaryota; Viridiplantae; Streptophyta; Magnoliopsida; Cornales; Cornaceae. The coding region runs from base 258 to 3830 and encodes 1190 amino acids.